CAGAAUCGGAGGAAGAUACUAUGGUCGCUAUACCACAUCCUGCGGGACGAUGUAAGAAGGAGAUUCGUGUUCGGAUAUACAAUUGAGAAUCGGAAGAUGCGUUGGUGGUACUGCAGUCGCACUGAGGUCUUCGUGUCGACUCCACUCGAUUUCAUCCAGGAUCACAGAUCCGUAGUGGAAUUCCUGCUCUGCGUCGCGUUCGCGGAAGAGCACCAGCUCGGUUGGGAUCCGACAAUCAAGAGG
This is a messenger RNA of Phanerochaete carnosa HHB-10118-sp, 243 nucleotides long. RefSeq lists its product as uncharacterized. The record is from RefSeq and is a predicted model, not a curated record. The annotation marks the transcript as partial. Lineage: Eukaryota; Fungi; Basidiomycota; Agaricomycetes; Polyporales; Phanerochaetaceae. The transcript is spliced from 2 exons.